Messenger RNA from Cuscuta europaea, 3111 nucleotides. The record is from the annotation of a GenBank genome assembly. Lineage: Eukaryota; Viridiplantae; Streptophyta; Magnoliopsida; Solanales; Convolvulaceae.
GCUUUUCUCUUUCUUCUUUUUCUUUCUUCGGUUUUCUAGAGCCAUACUACUCUGUUUCCUCGGUUUUGCCCCUUCUCUCUCUAGACUAUACGCCGGAAACUUCUCGUUUUCGCCGGACACUGCCUGUUCUCCGGCGAACUGAUUUUUUGGAUAGUGUCCCGUGUCCAUUGUAUCUCCUGCUUGCUGUUUAGGACUUGGCGCACUCGCUCGGCACAGAGUUCGUUGAUUGCGCCGGCAAAUCGUCUGAUCUCUGAUUUCGGCGCACUUCGCGCCGUUCCGAGAUAAUGUGGUGAUUAUAAGACCUUUUCGAGGCUUUUCUCGUGGUAGAUCGUGGUCUAGACCGAGUAUUGUGGCUUUUUAUCUUUUGCAUUUUUUGCGGUUUUUCAGCGAACUGCGAUCCUAGAGGAAGACGAGUAUUGAAUUGCUUCGGAAUGAGAUGGUGGAAAGAAAAGUUCGCAUGUCAAGAGAGGCUAAGUUAGAAUUCUUGAAGCGCAAGAAGCUUCAGCGUUUGAAUCUAGAAGCUGUGGGUGAUAUCCCAUGUGUCAACCACAUGAUGAAUAGAAGUGGAGGCGACGCUCUAAGACCAACUGCAGCUUGUGGUGUGAGAGUCCUUGGUAAUUUGGACAAUGAUGUUUCAUUGAAUGGAAGAGAUGUUUUCUGUAAGCAUAGGGUGCAAAAGUUUGAGGCACCGGAUCUUGAUUGGAUUGACAAAAUCCCAGAGUGUCCAGUGUAUUAUCCAAACAAAGAAGAGUUUCAGGAUCCUUUGGUUUAUCUGCAAAAGAUUGCUCCAGAAGCUUCCAAAUAUGGUAUAUGCAAGAUAGUCUCUCCCGUCACUGCUUCUGUUCCUGCUGGUGUAGUUUUAGUGAAUGAGAAAGCGGGGUUCAAAUUUACUACUAGAGUGCAACCUUUUCGUUUAGCAGAAUGGGAUAUGGAGGACAAGUUCACCUUUUUUAUGAGUGGAAGAAACUACACAUUUCGUGAUUUUGAGAAAAUGGCGAACAAGUUUUUUUCUCAAAGAUAUUAUAGUACUGGAUGCCUCCCUCCUGCCUACUUGGAAAAAGAAUUCUGGCAUGAAAUAGCUUGUGGAAAGACUGAGAGUGUUGAAUAUGCAUGUGAUGUUGAUGGCAGUGCCUUUUCAUCUUCUCCCAGUGAUGAGCUUGCCAAAAGUAAAUGGAACAUGAAGGGAUUUUCUCGGCUGACCGAAUCCAUAUUGCGACUUCUUGAAACAACAAUCCCCGGUGUUACUGAACCAAUGCUUUAUAUUGGAAUGCUAUUUAGUAUGUUUGCUUGGCACGUGGAAGACCAUUACUUGUAUAGUAUAAAUUACCACCACUGUGGGGCAGCAAAAACAUGGUAUGGAGUUCCUGGUCAUGCAGCUGUUGAUUUUGAGAAAGUUGUUAGAGAGCAUGUUUACACUAAUUGCAUCUUAUCAGCUGAUGGAGAAGAUGGUGCUUUCGAUGUUCUUUUGGGAAAGACAACAAUAUUUCCUCCAAAUAUUUUGUUGGAACACGAUGUUCCAGUGUAUAAAGCAGUUCAAAGGCCUGGAGAAUUUGUUAUCACUUUUCCUAGGGCCUAUCAUGCUGGGUUUAGUCACGGCUUUAACUGUGGCGAGGCGGUGAAUUUUGCAACUGCCGAUUGGUUUCCAAUGGGUUUAGUUGCUUGUCGGCGAUAUGCUCUCCUAGGAAGAGUGCCGAUCCUUCCACAUGAAGAACUUCUCUGCAAGGAAGCAGUGCUUCUUUCUAACAGCUCAGACCUGGGAAAUGCUGAUGUUCAUUCCUUGGAAGACUUUAAAUCACACAAUAGUGUGAAGGUUUCAUUCGUAAAAUUAAUGCGGUUUCUCCACCGCGCACGGUGGGCCCUCAUGAAGUCAAAAGUGUGUUCAGGAACUUCAUUGGUUUCUCAUGGCACCAUUCUUUGCAGCAUAUGUAAACGUGAUUGUUAUUUAGCAUAUAUUAGCUGCAAAUGCUGCUGGCAUGUGGUGUGCCUCAGACACGAUCCUAGUUCAAUUGAACUGCCAUGUGGCAGCAGUAGAAUUCUCUGUGUAAGGGAAGAUAUUGCAGAGAAGGAAGAAGUGGCUAAGAAGUUUGAGGAGGAAGGUGCUGUAAUGCACGAAGUUCAAAACCUUAACAAAAUUGAUGAUGAUUUUUAUGAACUUCCAAAUUUGAACCAUCAACAUGAGGACAGUUUCUACUUGCCUUAUUGCGAUCUGAACCUAGAACUGACAGAGGAAACAGAGAUUGCUAAAGAAGUGACAAUUCAUGAUCCUCACAGUUCUAGUUCAGAGGAAAAUCAACAGGUGCAUGAAAAUACAGACUCAGGAAGAAGUUUCACUAAAAACCCUGCAAAAGAAUCUUGUUCUGAUGGCGAUUCCGAGUCGGGAACAUUCCGCGUGAAAAGACGGUCCAAGGUGGAGCAGAAACGCUGCAACCCUAGUUCUUCUAAUGUGUACGAGAGUUCGAAGAAACACCAGCCCGAUAGAUAUGACAGGGAAGCCCAACAGUAUGCUCAGGGAAAUGAAUAUGGUAGAGGAGGUGAUGCUGCGGCGAAAAAGAAGGCCAAGGUGACGAAUGAAAGAGUGGAGCAGAAGAAGAGCAAGAUGAAUGGUGGGAGGGUGAGGUUGAAAGUCAGAGUAGGUCCGGCAACUUUAUGAUGAUUCGAAGAAAGGUGGGUAUAUCUGACCUGGCUAACCAACACAACAGACGUGGCGUUCAUUCCUUCUCAAAAUUUGGAUUAUCUAACAAACAGUAUAGUUAGUUACUUCUUCUCAUCAAUCAUCCCGGAAGGAGCGCGGCAACAAACAGUAGAGGUUAAAAGUAGGUGCAUUCUUUGUGCAGGAUGACUGUCUGGCGGGCCACCAAAUUGGGCCGUUGGCUUGAAAGUCUUGCCCUGUAAUUUAUACGUACUUGAGUUAGCCACCAGCUAUUUGAUUUGAUGUUCAAAUUAAAGCGCAUUAUUAUUCUGUUAUAAAAAAUGUCUAACACUUCUUACUUCGCAUUUCUUUUCUUACAUCAAUGCCAAAUGUCCCCACCUUUUCAUCCAGUCAAACUUCCACCCUAACUUUUAGCAUAUGUCGUGGAACAGUUGCCACGAGAUCUUUGACUUUGAUUCCGC